CCGGAACAUGUGUUGCUAGUACUGGAGUAUGAAUGUUUGUGCUCAGUUGGUCCCUUUCGUUGUUACUUGGACUCAGUCAUGUCGAACAACAGCGCCGCCAACAGCAGUUUAGUCAUCGCCCAGAAGGCAGUGAAACAGCUUCGACUCGAGGCCAGUGUCCAUCGGAUAAAGGUUUCUCAGGCUGCUGCAGAACUGAAGACCUUCUGUUUGCAAAAUGCUCACAAAGACCCUCUGCUCACUGGGGUGCCCUCCAGUGAUAACCCAUUCAGGCCACCAAAGUCAUGUGUCCUCCUUUGAUCCUCUGACAUGGAUGUGAAGAAGUACAAAACACUCAAACAGAUGCCUGGUCAUUUUGCACUGUUGAUCUCUGCCAUGU
Molecule: messenger RNA, 376 nt
Organism: Epinephelus fuscoguttatus (brown-marbled grouper)
Lineage: Eukaryota; Metazoa; Chordata; Actinopteri; Perciformes; Serranidae
Exons: 3
Coding region: 79-297 (72 amino acids)
Biological process (GO): G protein-coupled receptor signaling pathway
Cellular component (GO): heterotrimeric G-protein complex
Molecular function (GO): G-protein beta-subunit binding
Source: RefSeq, a predicted model, not a curated record